Messenger RNA from Ciona intestinalis (vase tunicate), 3599 nucleotides. Lineage: Eukaryota; Metazoa; Chordata; Ascidiacea; Phlebobranchia; Cionidae. The record is from RefSeq and is a predicted model, not a curated record.
GGCCUUGAUAAGUAGUAUAUAACCCUGGCGUUUAUGAAUGUAAUAGCUAAACUGUAGCUGGAAGUUUAAAAGGCCAAGCAUAAGUUGAACGUGUCAGUUUAGACCAGGUUAGACUGUAAUGGACAAGAUGCUUUACAUACUGUUGUUGCUGACUGUUAUUGUUGUUGAGGUGGCUGGGCAGCAACGUGUUGUUACGAGGGAAUGUAUUAUUAAACAACAAGUUUUAGCGCGGACAGGAUUUUGCAAUCGUGGAAGACGACGAGGAGAUACGUUGCCUUGUCGAGACUUUUGCUCUGGUCAGAUUAUCGAGGGAAGAGUUGCAUGUAUCAGAGCACGCCAUUGCUGUAGAAGACGAGGUGUUUGUAUACUAAAGCAACCUGAAAAUUUUAACGAAAAUGCGCCUUCAAUCGAUUUUCACGAUGCGGAACUUCAAUUUAAUCGUUCGUUUAUUCGCACAAUCACUGACCGUUCACCAGAACCCUCAUCAAGCCGCCCACAGCAAGACACACGAAAUUAUGCAAUAAGUUCUUCGACGUCAUUCUGCCUUACCUACCCAAACAACUGUAUUUUUAGACCAUUAAGUAUGAUACCAAGGGUCAAUAUUCCUUAUUGUCAAAGAAUACCAUGCUCUCGAGCUGAUUUUACACUUGACCACAACUACAUUGGUUGCAUAACAACUCCCGGCUGUCAGUUCGAUUACACGCUUUAUCGUUACCGCGGUGUUUUGAAUCAAGCAGUGUUACCUGGUGUACCGGUAUGCUACUUGGCGGUUCGUAACACCGCGUACCUACGACGAGUCCAAGAGCAUGUAUCAGUGUACGGCUCCUGGAAUCCACUUAUGGAAGAUUGCUUGCUUAACCAAUACAGGGAUGAGAUAUUUGGACCGAAUCAGCCGGGUUGUCAUAUGGUUGAUGUAUUGGAGUAUUAUGGUGAUGCACCAAAAUUAGCUGGCUGGAAAGGAAUAACUUCGGCCGAGUGUUUUCUGAUUGGAGCAUGCUGGAAAUCGGACGGUAAAUGUGUAUACCCUCUUCAAAUUGAACAAGUGGCAUUGAAUACCAGCACACAAAACUUGCCUACAGGUGUUCCAAGUAUAACAUAUUAUGGCCAGCCUAAGUGCCAGGAAUUUAAUGAAACCGCUGCAAGCGAGGAGUUUUUGUCACAACACCAUAAGUGCUUAAAGGCAGGCUGUACAAGCUCGGUAGACCACAAUCUUAUAUUACAACACUUGUACACUGUUAUGACGCAGAACCUGCCUGUUGACUUGCAAUACCAGUUUUGGGUGAUGGCACAAUUAGGGCAGGUUAGAGCGGAUAAUUGGAAACAGGUGGCAGACACUUUAAAAGCACAAAGUGUAGGUUCAAGGCCGAUUUUUAGCAAUUUCCAGUCGUUGGCUGGUAUUGUGAACGGUGCUACUAACAGCGCUGGCACAUUUGGAGUGAUCCCAUUUCGCCUCAAUGUGGGCACACUUCGCGGAAACAGCUCAACUACUCCUAGAGUUAACUUUGGGGUCAUCGGAAGCGGUUUGCCUGGGUAUGACUUAAGCAGUAUUGCGAGGUUAGGAAAUGUCGGUCUACUGCAACAGCUCGGUUUGAUCAGGAAGGAUCUUUUUGAACGCGACCUUAAAGUUCCUAACCGUCCGUGUCACUAUCAGAAUGUUGUUUGGCCCGGUCUACCGCCUUUGAACGGCAGUUUUGAAGGCUGUUGCGACCGCGAACGAUGUUUUACGCCGCGCUUUGCGUUGUAUACCCAACAGUUUUCGGGCGUCGCUUCUUACCUGGACGAGUGGUCGGUCUGGUCAACCUGUUCUAAAACUUGCGACGGUGGAAGCCAAUCUAGAAAGCGGCAUUGUGUGGGGAAAACCUGUGCGAUGGGACCAAGUGAAACCAGAAGUUGUGGAACACAGCCAUGCCCUGUAUGGCUCCCUUGGAGUCAGUUUUUGCCGUGUAGCAAAUCUUGCGGCGGUGGGGUUAUGCGGCGGAUACGUUUAUGCCGCAGUGGAAACUGUACUGGUUUAAAUGAGCAAACCCAGUCUUGCAGAACAGGCGAAUGUCCGAGUUUUGGAACGUGGAGCACCUGGACUCCGUGUAGCGCUCAGUGUGCGACUGGAUUUAGAUUUCGAAAUCGUACUUGUUUAGCGGGCGGGGAAUAUGGCUGUCCACCUAUCACCACAGAGGCAGCUUUAUGCCAUGAUUACUGCGGUACGAUCUCGUACACGGAUACUCCAUGCAACGCUACAACUUGUUACGCCACGCGAACUUUUAGUUGCUUGAAAGAAGAUGGCAGCCCUGGUUUCUGCCGGCCAAAUUUAUUGAUACCAAAAGAAGUUCGUUGUUAUAUUAACAACUGUUACUGCUUACAUUUCCCUGAUCAGAUCAGCUGCGUUUUUCGCUCGACCAGUUUACGAGAGUUGGAAAAUUAACAUUAUUUUACAUUCUUAAUAGCUGUUUUUUUGCCUUUUAUUGCUUUUUGAUCAUUUACUACACCGCAUUGUACUUUUGACUUAGUUUUUGUCAGUUUUAAAUCUUUUCUCAUGCUGAUUGUUAAGUGACUAUAUACUGCAACUAACCGUGCUACUAGUAUUCCAACGAAAGUUCCAGGUAAAAACAAAGUCCCGAUAUCUGUACGACAAUCGGCACUUUUAUUUUUAAAAAUGGUUGUCUUAAAUAUUCUUUAAGCAUAUUAAACAACACCUUUUUUCGUUUUACUUUGAUAUUGGACAUACGCUAUAGUUGCUAUAUUGCUAGCCUGUCCUCUCAAUUCAGCUUUAUCACGAGGGAGAACCAAAGCGCAGUCGGGCGGGACCGACACUCAUGAGCAAUUCUUGUUAUUUCAGUUUGAUUGUUUCCUCGGUCAUUAAGUUGGUCACCGUCUGACUAAAAAAACGACAUAACUUUUACUUUAUAGUAUUUGGUUCAUGAAGUAUUCAAAUCCGUGUCCUGUUCUACGCAGAAGACACAAUUUCCGUGUUAAGGUGUAUAUAUUGUUCUUCUGGUUGGAUGCAUGGAUUUAACUUAUUUACCUUCGCGUGGCGGCAGCAACGACAGUCGUUAAAACAUAGGUUUUCUGUUUCAUACACCUCGUGCCCUUUAACGAGCUACCAAGUACGUAACUUAGUGGGUGAUUAUACUUUUGAUUACUUUGUCUAUGGGUUGUUUAAAUUGUUAUAUAUUCAAUCCCAUUUUCGUGAAUUGCUGCCGCAACGUUUUAUAGGAUAACCCCGGGAAGCAAAACUAUGGGAAUGAAUUUAAGCUAUAGUAAACCGAACCUAUUCAGGUGUGAGUCAACUCAAACCUAUUCGGAGGAACAUAAACGAAGAGCUUUUAAGGAAUUAUAAAACCGUAUCUUCACGACUUUCAUUUUUCGCUGUUAGUUGUUUAAAACGCCAUUAGGAUAUUUGGAUAUUGUGGUAUGAUACUGAUUAAAGCGAAUCUAUCAGACCUCUACAUUUGUGUAUUUGUGUGUAUAGGCUAUAUGUAUAGUAGUGUUUAUACGAUACAAAUCAAAUACAAACAAAAGUAAUUGUAUUUGUUUAAAAAAACGCAAAGUCAUACACUCUUAAAUACCAAAUCUCAUCCCUAUAUUACACGGGUAUCUGUCCG